Molecule: messenger RNA, 2662 nt
Organism: Eublepharis macularius
Lineage: Eukaryota; Metazoa; Chordata; Lepidosauria; Squamata; Eublepharidae
Product: somatomedin-B and thrombospondin type-1 domain-containing protein-like
Exons: 5
Coding region: 341-1132 (263 amino acids)
Source: RefSeq, a predicted model, not a curated record
UUGGGCAGGGACAGGAGGAGCAGGCCGGGCCCGGCGCGCAGGUGAAGGGCGAGGGAGGGCCGCCCUUCCGCGUUCGGAAACAUCCACGUGCGGGCCGGGCGGCUCCCAAACCGGUCCGGCGGGGCAUUUCUGUCCCCGGUAGCCGCCUCCGCCUCUGAACGGCGCCGGCGGGUCUUUCUGCGGAGGGGCAGCUCCGCGCUUCGUCCCCGCGCCCAGGCUCAGAGCAGACCGGGCGCCGGGCGCGCCUUGGGUGCAGCCGCCGCCCCGCGUUCUCCUCCCGGCCUUUCCCUUGUGCUGGGCGCUGUGCGGCUGCGGCAGCCGACGCAGAGGCGCUCCGAAGAUGCCGGCGCGCCCCAGCUGGGCGCUGGCGGUGGGCUUGUGGCUCCUGGCGGCGCCGGGCGCGGAGAGCGGCUGCGCCGAACUGGGCCAGUGCUGCGCCGGCAGGAGCCUGGCGUGCGUGAGCUCCGGCUGGAGACCCGACGGCUCCCACGGGCCUUGCUACUGCGACCAGGCCUGCCCCUACACCCUGGACUGCUGCCACGACUACCGCCAAGCCUGCCCAGAGCUCUCCUGUGUGGUUUCUGAGUGGAGUCAGUGGAGCGGCUGUGCAGAGCCUUGCAAGGCGACCUAUCGGGUUCGAAGGAGGCGCGUCAUCCAGGAACCGAGAAACAGUGGCGGAGCGUGUCCCCCUCUGGAGGAGAAGGCCGGCUGUUUGGAAUACUGGAACCAGCAGGGGAAAGAAUGCAAGCAGUCCUUCAUCCCAGCAUUAAUAACCACUGGAGGCUAUGGGAAAGCAAGGAAGAAGCGUGCAGCAUCUAAUGACAAUGAAAGAGCUGGGUAUUGCGUUGAAUUUCAGCUCCUGGCCAUCACAGAAGGUUGUCUGCAAGGGAACAGUUCAUACACUCACUGGAUGAAAUACCUCAGUGAAGGACACACUGUCUGUGUGGAGUGCCAGCAUCCAGCUUUGGAUUCUCGCAGUUUGCAUUGCUCUGGGGAUGGCAGUGGAGCGAAAAAAAACCAGCGACUACACUGGCAGGCCGUGGGGAACCCCAGAUGCAGAGGAACCUGGGCACGAGUUCGCCAGCUGGACACCUGCUCAUGCCCUUCCGUUCACAGCUUCUUGUUCAUCUGACUUUCCCCUAGUUGUGUCUUGGCCUUCUGUUUCUGUUUCCUUGGCAGUUCUCUUUGAUAGAGGUUCAACCAUUAAUAGCUGCAGCGGGUCUGCUGACUGAUACAUUAUACAACCAGAGUACUGCCACUUUUAAGGAGCUUUUUGCCAUAGGCAUAAGGAUAUUUCCAGAUGUCUGGUAUCACAGUUUCCUUGGGUCUUUAUCUCAAAGAGCCUUAAGUAGCAGAUUCUUAAAAGACCCUGUUUAAAAGAUUCUGGACAGUGAUGUUGGAAGCCUGUUGACGGAUCGCAUUCUAGACAGGUGACCAAUCUUGUGUGCAUUCAGCAUAAGCAGAGAGGAUGUGUCAGUUGUGGUAUUAAUAGGCACGCAGAACUCUGCUUUUUGAGAAGCACAUGGUUCAUUUUUUUUUAAAAUGUAAGUUUCUAGUCCUUAUAAUUGCAACAAUGGGCUUGGCAGUUCGGAAGGUAAUGUCUGCUGAAAUCCUAGAAGCUAGAGAGGUGUCUGAACAAAGAUUUCCAGGGGACCAGGGCUUCAGUCCUUGGCUAGUUCCAGUGCAGGCUUUGAGUUUUCAUGGGCCCUUUCCCAUUCAUUGCCCAUCACUCUCUCCUUUCUGCCCCAAUAUCUCGGCUGCAUCAGUGGCUUCUGUUGUACAGUUUUUAUUUUUUGCCCUGCCACUACCAAUAGGAAGGGGUGUUCUGGUGGAACUAAAAGCGUCACAGGAUUCGUGCUGAGCUGCUCUCCAAAAUCCCACCUGCCCAUUUCCUGGUGUGACAGGUACCUAGCAGCAGUGGAAUGGUUUCUAUCCUGCUGCCCUCCCUUUGGAAAAAGACUGAUACAGUAUCUCCAGUUAGUAGUGUGCCCUCCGCUGGUUGGUGAGUUGUCUUUUGCAAGCAUCUGAACAUGCUGAUCACCACUUCUGGGUAUAGAUAGCUCCUUUUCUUCCAUAUGAAAAGCAGGAGUAGAAUAAAUAAUACAAAGUAAUCCAUUGUACAUUUUGCAUAAUGAUCAAGGUCACACAUUUCCAGCUAUGGACUUAGAUCCAGCAGAGCAUUCCCACGGGCAGAGGGAUUUCUGCGUGUAAUCUGUGACUUCCUCGCCUCACCCCUCCAGCUGCAGCACAAACUGUUCCAUGAAAUGCUAUUCUUUGGGAGUCCCCAGGAGUAGCACUUUGGGGGGCAUUUGGGGAUGCAGUGAAGGGGGAGGAAGUCAUGGUCCACAUGUGGAUGUCAUGCUGUCUGCAGAGAUGACCCAGCGGGUGUUGUGUGUAUGCGUGCAGUGUUCUGAUUUUUUUAAAACGGGGAACACACAGCCUUGUAAGUACUCACCUGAACUUUUGGUUCAACACUCUUCUGUAUGAAUCUUGAACACAGAAUGUCUUUUUCUCUUCCAAAGCCCCUCCCACCCCAGGAACUCAUUCUUCAAUCCUGUGUGCUAAGCUGCUGACUAAGAAAAUAUCUGCCUUUCUUGUUGUAUGCCUGUGCAGCCUUUCUGGUUAUUUGGUGAGAAGGAAGUAAGAGAGAUCCUGCUCCUUG